Messenger RNA from Lytechinus pictus (painted urchin), 5368 nucleotides. RefSeq lists its product as uncharacterized. The transcript is spliced from 10 exons. The record is from RefSeq and is a predicted model, not a curated record. Bases 594 to 3968 code for a protein of 1124 amino acids. Lineage: Eukaryota; Metazoa; Echinodermata; Echinoidea; Temnopleuroida; Toxopneustidae.
ACUUCAUGAAUGAGUUGUUUACAGAGACGUAAAUUGGACCCAAGACUGUAGGCGGAUUCAUUCAUAUGCAGGGGUGUUGCACUUGGAGGGAUGCAUAAUACAAGAAUGAUUUGGGAUAGAUUUUUCAGUGGAACAAUGAAGUGAACGUUUUAAUCCCAUUUCAUAGAGUUUCUUUGAAAUAGAAAUCAAGAAGGGGGAAUAAAAGGCCUAAUUCAAUUCAUAAGGAACAGAUAGUACUCUACCCUACAUGUUCAAUAAUUGAAAAACCCUAUUCGGGAAGUCUUCACAAGUAGGUCAACUACUGGAUUAGGAGACGUGAUUUCCGACGAUCAAUCGAUUAAUCGAUUGUUUUUUCAGGAACUAAUCGAAUGGUAAAAUUAACAUUCGUCCCAGGUGGUUUGAAUCAAAAUUAAUAAAACGGCUGUUUUUCGACUCGCCGUAGAGCAAAUGUGACCAAGCAAUCUCCAAAGUCAUCUGGCCAUCGAUUUGUUAUCUGUUCUUGUUCUGUAGUCCGUCUAUUUUCGUUUUUUUGUGUGUGUCUUUGUGUGUUAGUACUUUUAUUCUUUUCAGGUCUUUGAAGGAAGGAGGAAGGCAUGUUUCAGCCAGCGUUCUCCUACGAUGGCAACGUCCUGAGGCUGGGGGAUUCAACGAGAGCCAGAGCCUUCACCAGACCAGAGGGAUUCAAGAUACGCCCAGCAGGAGACGUUGAGAAGGAGGCCAAGAGGGAGGUCCAACGCCUUGGUGGAGACCCAAGUCAUCGUCUGUCUGUGCUGGCCUUCUCCAGAGUGCAGUUUGGCAAGUUCCCAGGACAGACCUUCAAGUGGCUGGUGGAGAAUGCCCUGGGAUGGUGUGCCGAUUUGGUAUGCAGCUUGGAGCGGACUGGGGAGAAGUUUGUCCCAGAGAGUGACCAGUCUGUCAACAAGUUUGCCCUGAAGGAGUACCUCACAGCAUUUUCCGAAGGGCGUGCCGCUGUUGAGAAGAAGAGGAAUGAGGAAAGAAGAGAGAAGGGGAAGCGCCAGACAGCAGGAUGCAGCCAGAGUCUGAGUGGACCACCUCCAAUGACUGGAUCCAAUAAAGAUCAAGAAGCCACUACAUCAGGAACAGUGACUUCAACUUGCCAAAGAGCAGCAGUAGAUGAAGAGGAUAAGACAGAGUACCUCCUGACCGAAGGAUGGAAGCAGACACUACCAUGUCAUGACCACGAGUGGGUGUCACAUGCUUUGUUCAAGGAAUCCUCCCGCGGGAAGCCUGAAUUCGACAUGCAGAGGAUAACCCAACUUUGGUUCUACCCACCUGAACCACAGUUUGUCCAAGGCCAAGCUCCCAAGCCAGCACGUUACUAUGCAACCAAACUGCUGAUGUGGAUGCCCCACAAGCUUUGGGGAGUGAAGAUUCUUUGUCCCAACCAAGAAUGCAACUGUCAGGAGCUUACAUUAGCCGGUGUCUACUCCCACGUGCAACAGGUCGUUGACAUUGAUGGAUUCUACAACAUGGGUGCUGAGUACCUGGAAUGCAGAAGGUGUCACAAGAAGUUCAUCAGUUGGAGCAAGCCCAUCUUAGACCAACUGGACACCGUUCACCGGCUGUCAUUCCCGGUGGUGCUCACAUGCAGAGGUGCUUGUGACAAGAAAAUUGUUGUGAUGCUGCGGGACAGGACACUUGGCAACGGACCAUUCCAGAUGAUCCGCAAGCUCAAAGAGGUCCACACCGAUGCUUGGCUUGCAAAGACUGCCUUCUAUUGUUCUGCGGUUGAGGAAUUCUUCAAUGCCAGUGAGAGGGGCCUCAUCGAUCAACCAAACUGCCCACCACCACCCGCCAUGCCUUCUCUUCCCACGUAUCAUUGGCUCCUCACGGUGUACUGCAACGAUGUGCUGGAGCGCAUUGAUGAAGUGAAGGCUAGCAUCACAUCUGUAUUCGGCCGUAUUCUGAAGGUGGACUCGUCCAAGAAGAUCACAAGGAAACUGAGAGGCGAGUCAGCAGGGACUGCUGCAUGGGCAACCAACGUUGGCAACGAGUCUGGACAAGUUCUGAUGUCCGUGAUGACUGUUGGUGAGGGAGCCAGUCUCGAUGAGAUGAUUAAGGGCAUCCAGAGACGGUAUGCAGCAGCGGGCCAACCUAGACCAGAGCUUCUGUACGUGGACAGAGGCUGCUGUGGUGCGGACUCCAUGAUCUUCAGGGAGUGGCCAGACAUGCCUGUCCGACUCGACAUCUGGCACUUCAUGAGGAGGCUUGCUAGAGGAUGCACCAGCACCAAACACCAGCUCUACCCGUUCUUUCUGAGACGGUUGUCAGACUGUAUCUUUGCAUGGAGCGCAGAUGACCUGGAUCAACUCAUCGCUGCAAAGAAAGGUGAACUCAGGGACCAAUGCAUCGCUGAAACUUCUGAUGAGGUCAUCCUGAAGCACCUCGAAAGGAAGGAGAUGGCUCGACACUGCAGACGAGUGACCAGAGGAACGGAGGAGACUACCAAACUCAUCGGAGAUCUCUUGGCUUCCUUGGAUGGUGAGGGAGGACAUAACACACACGGUUUUCCCCUCUUUGACUCCGACAGAGUGUGGGAGAUUUGGGACUCACAGCAGAAGCACAUCGCUUGCAUCCAAGAUCCACCAGAGGUGCAGCUCUACACCAAGACAGGAGAGACGGUGAAAGGUGGCAUCACAUUGCCUGUGUACAGAUGUGCUAGAGGGUUAUCAUCAUUGGAGUCCUUCCAUCUCCACAUGAGCCGGUUCAUCCCUGGGACAUCGGCCAACAACGUCCACUUCCAGGCCUACCUUCUUGAGGGGGUACAUAGAUGGAACUGCGAUCGUGCAAGGGAUGCUGAAGCUGCCACUGCGCCUUCUCACGCAUCAUAUGGCACCUACAAUGAGUUUGAUGUCAACCGGUUGACCGAGAAGCUUUUCGGAUGGAAGCUCAACCCUUCACUGACUGCACCCCUGGAAUACACAGGGGAGCUUAUCGGCCUGGAAUAUCUCUUCAAUCAGACCAACGAGGAGCUCCUUCCCAUGCAUCCUGAUGAAGGCAUGGUUGAAGGAGAUGAUGAUGGCGAGGAGGUAGGACGUUGGGAAGAAGAGGACGUAGAGGACCCGACUCAGCCACCCCCAGAGUUUGGAGUAAGGCCUGCUUCAUCCCAACGUUCCUCGACAGUGUCAAGCCAGCAACCAGUAGCACAGGACGUCAGCACAAAACCACGGACAGACAGAUCCCACACGUCCAAGGCACCUGCAACAGUAUCGCGUGCUCCAGAUUCACCACCACCCACUUCCCCUGGGAUCCGGAGAACAGCACCAGCAACUGUCUCCCGGGCACCCGAUUCCCCAAGGGAUAAAGCCAGAGGCACACAAAGGCAUAAGCGGAGGUCCAGAGGUGAGGAGAGAAGUGCACAGGGAGCUUCUGCACCUAGACCUAGCAAGACUGCCCGCAGAUCUGUGCCGCCACCAAAGGAGAAACCACCUGCCUUGCCACCACUUCCCAUCCAAAGGCCUGUCCAGUCCCCGACGAUUUCCAACACAGUCGGUCAGGCAAAGAUGAAGGCACCAAUAGCACGACCAACAGUUGUUCUGCUUCCUGUACUGGCCGUACCAACAACCUCUGUAUCCACCCCUGCCCCAUCUACAGUCUCCUUCCCUGGAUUCCGGUCCAUCCAGCCUACACCUCCUAACUGGCGGGCAGCACAACCGAGUCCACCACCACCUUCAUCACUCCCGAAGUCCACCCAUUACAACAGGAAGCGCAGAGCACAGCAACGACGAGAAGGCCAGGUUUCAACCAAGGUGUACAAGCCCCGGAAAGGUCCGAUUGUUUGCAGCCAGUGCCAUCAACCAAGGGAUCAAGAGCAUCACACCCAAUAUUACGGCAGCUGGUAUUGCAAGAGAUCCCAGAACCAACCCUUGGCUGAGUGGAAGACAAUGAUGUCAGAACGGCGACUAGCAAAGUUGAAAGCUGAGGAGGAGAAAGCAAAGAAGGACUAGAGCAAUGUAAAUGAGGACGUAAUAUGUUCAUUAAGACGGCAGGGAACAACUUAAAAUCUCAAAACUUUUGAAAGAUAGUGUAUGGCCAGCAUGGACAUGUUGCUACAAUAAUACAGUACCACCACUUCAUUUUCGGGUUGCUGGCAACUAAACCAACGCCACCUACUGGAAGCAUCUAUGCCAAUGGGAAAGGGGAUUCAGACCUCCUGCUGGAUGAAAAACAAGACCUGUUAAUAAUAAUAAUAAUAAUAGGCAUUUAUAUAGCGCCAUCUAUCUAGAAAUAUUCUAUUCCGAGGCGCGUUGUUAUUAUUAUUAUUACCCCGGCUUUAGCUCGAGCUGCCUUUCAGCGCUCAUGCAUUCGAGAAUUAAUCCUGCCGGGUACCCAUUCACCUCACCUGGGUCGAGUGCAGCACAACGUGGAUAAAUUUCUUGCUGAAGGAAAUUACGCCAUGGCUGGGAUUCGAACCCACGACCCUCUGUUUCAAAGUCAGAAGACUUAUCCACUGGGCCACAACGCUCCACCUGUUACAGCGUGAUCACAAGUAUGAGGGCAGCUAGGUAUAUUAUGAAUCAUUGGACCAGUCAGGCACGAAUGACGUCCAUGUUAUAGAUUUAAAAGAACACACCUAUGAGAAACCGGGAGGAACGAGAAGAUACAGAACAAUGACAAUUGUUAAGAUUUGAGGAGAGAGAAAACAAAACCAUAUUGUAGAGAGAGGACCGUGGAGAGCUUCAUAGAUUAUUACAUCAGAACAGAUGAAAACAGGGUCAUACAUUCAUUGAAAAAAAAGGACAGGAUUUCCAGUGAAAGCCAUGUGGAAGAUACAGAAUAGAGGAAGCAUAUUAGAGGAGAGUGACAACAGCGGCAGCAGAUUAGCAAAGAUCAAGUGGAGUGUAGCGAGUAUUUCAGCAAUUUUGCAAACAAUGCAUUCAAUAUGACAACUACAAAAGCAGAAGAGAUACUUCAGCAGUUUCUGAGAAAUGGACCGAUGGAUGAUUGGCUAAAAUUGGAUAGAAACUCAUUUUCACCGCCACGAAGUACCCCGAGGAGCUCUGGUUCUUGUAAUCAUUGAGCAUCUCGAGUGGUGACUCAAGUUAUAUCGGCAUUCACGACGUCUCAGUGCUAUAGUACGAUAUCCAUGAUGGAUAAGCAUUGAGGACUUAGUGGAAUGUACAACGGACUUCGGUCAAAAUUAAACAUAUAAAAAAAAAAAUGUUGGAUGGGAUACAACAAAGUACUGUACCUUAGACAAGCAACUCCUAAGGUGACUAUUUAUUUUCCGAUCGUUCACGGGUAUCCUUGUGACGUUCCAUAUUAAAUAUGUUGAGCAUCACCUGCGAUGACCUGGUGGAAUGGUCUCUUAAAACUAGUGUGAUAAUGUCAACUAGUUUGUUUUUAA